AUCCGUGUUCUGUCUGCUGCUCUCACCGGUAUAGAUGCUCCUGUGUGGAUUUCCCUGUGGGGAUGCCUCCUGCAGCAACAGUUACUGGGUGUCGGCGCGUAUCGUCCUCUCCUCUCUUGGUGUGCAAACCUGCAGUCUGAUCGGCUGUUGCUAGAAGACAGCUAAGGACUACAGUGUUUCUCGGGGAGACUAUACGUCAUCAUCCGAAGCACGGCAUACUAGGUUGCGUGUAUGGCUGCAGCCUGGAGACCUCUUGGAUUUCGACCUCCAGGAGGAGACAGCGAUGUCCUGCGCCCGUGCUCUUGUUUUCAAAAUAAAAGAUCACAUCUGGUCGCACUAUCUGCAGUUUGAAGAUGGGUGUGACCAACAGGAGCUGAUGCUGACAGUACAAAAACAAGUUUAAUUUCUCAGACGGUCGUUGUCUCUGAGAGCUGAAAUGGCACAGAAAGGAGUUCAGCUGGAUCAGGAAACCUUCUCUUGUUCCAUCUGUCUGGAUCUACUGAAGGAUCCGGUGACUGUUUCCUGUGGACACAGCUACUGCAUGAAGUGUCUUCAAAGCCACUGGGAUACAGAGGAUGAGAAGAAACUCUACAGCUGCCCUCAGUGCAGGCAGAUCUUUACACCGAGGCCUGUGCUGCUGAAAAACACCAUGUUAGCAGUUUUAGUGGAGGAGCUGAAGACGAGCGAAGUCCAAGCUGCUCCUGCUGAUCACUGCUAUGCUGGAGCUGAAGAUGUGGCCUGUGAUUUCUGCAGUGGGAGGAAACUGAAAGCCCAGAAGUCCUGUCUGCAAUGUCUGGCCUCUUACUGUCAGAAUCACCUUCAGCCUCAUUUUGAAGUAGCUCCUUUAAAGAAACACAAGCUAAUGGAGCCAUCCAAGAAGCUCCAGGAGAACGUCUGCUCUCGUCAUGAUGAGGUGAUGAAGAUAUUCUGUCGCACUGAUCAGCAGUCUAUCUGUACUUUCUGUUUAUUGAACGAGCAUAAAGGCCACGACACGGUCUCAGCUGCAGCAGAGAGGGCCGAGAGGCAGAGAGAGCUGGAGGUGAGUCGACAAAACAUCCAGCAGAGAAUCCAGGACAGAAAGAAAGAUGUGAAGCUGCUUCAACAGGAAGCAGAGGUCAUCAAUCGCUCCGCUGAUAAAGCAGUGGAGGACAGCCAGGAGAUCUUCACCCAGCUGAUCCGUCUCAUGGAGGAACGACGCUCGGAUGUGACCCAGCAGGUCCGAUCCCAGCAGGAAAGCCAAGUGAGGCGAGUCAAAGAGCUGGAGGAGAAGCUGAGGCAGGAGAUCGCUGAGCUGAAGAGGAGAGACGGCGAACUGCAGACGCUGUCACAAACAGAGGAUCACAACCAGUUUCUACACGACUACCCCUCACUGUCAGCACUCAGCCAACCUACACACUCAUCCAGCAUCCAUAUCCGUCCUCUGAGGUACUUUGAAGACGUGACAGCGGCUGUGUCAGCCGUCAGAGAUAAACUACAGGACGCCCUGACAGAGACAUGGACAAACAUCUCACUCACAGUGACUGAAGUGGAUGUUUUACAGCCACAACCAGAGCCCAAGACCAGAGAGGAGUUCAUCAGAUAUUCAUGUGACAUCACACUGGAUCCAAACACAAUAAACAGAAAUUUGUUAUUAUCAGAUGAGAACACAAAAGUUUCAUGGACAAGUCAACAACAGUCUUAUCCCUUUCACCUAGACAGAUUCACUGAAGAAUAUCAGGUCCUGAGUCGAGAGAGUCUGACUGGACGUUGUUACUGGGAGGUGGAAUGGAGAGGAUUUGUUUCUGUAGCAGUCGCAUACAAGAAUAUCAGCAGAAAUGGGGACGGGAAGCAAUGUAGAUUUGGAUACAAUAACAAAUCUUGGAUGUUAUUUUGUUCUAACAGUGGUUAUAACUUUUUGUGCAACAAUGUCAAGACUCCUGUCUCUGGUCCUGAGUCCUCCAGAGUUGGAGUGUACCUGGAUCACAGUGCAGGUAUUCUGUCCUUCUAUAGCAUCUCUGAAACCAUGACUCUCCUCCACAGAGUCCACACCACAUUCACUCAGCCUCUACAUGCUGGACUUUGGGCUGGUCGUUGGAUGGUUUGUUCCACUGCUGAGCUGUGUAAGCUGACGUAGACAGAAGUCAUUUAAAGGAAAAGUGGGUUAACUUCUGUGUUUGAAUCCUUCAGCUUGACUUUUCUUCAUGUUUGUUGCUUAGAGCUGAUUGGACCUCAUUCACCAAGCGUUCUUACUCAUAAACUUGUUCUUACACUGUUUUGAAGAAGCUUCUGACAUUCACCAAAGUUUUCUUCUCUGUGAUUUGUUCUUAGCUAAGAACCAAAUCUAAGAAGACUAGAGAACACUCUGACACUCAUUUGAGUGCUGAUAUGACAGGAUCAAAUCACAGGAUUGGAUUUUCAUUCAUUUAGCACAUUUAUAUUAUUCAACAACUUCAAUGAACACCAUUUAAAGGAGUUUGAUUUUGCUCAUGCAAUGACUGAUGUGAACUCCAACAUGUUCAAUUGUGAAUGUAAACUAAGCACUAAGGUAAGAAUGUUUGAAUGAAAAAUCAAAGACUUUUUGACAGGAAAAAAGAGCCACCUUAACACAUGGCUAUUUAAUGACUAAUCUGUCCCAUGGUCCAUGCUUUUUCAUUUUAUUGUUUGUCUUUUGAAGCAUUUAAUCCUUUUCAUGUCAACAUUUCACAUUUUAGUCACUUAUCUUGUAAUCAUUGUUCCCCGU
Molecule: messenger RNA, 2719 nt
Organism: Cheilinus undulatus (humphead wrasse)
Lineage: Eukaryota; Metazoa; Chordata; Actinopteri; Labriformes; Labridae
Product: tripartite motif-containing protein 16-like
Exons: 4
Coding region: 437-2113 (558 amino acids)
Molecular function (GO): zinc ion binding; protein binding
Source: RefSeq, a predicted model, not a curated record